UUUUUAAAUCGUUCAAAUCAAAAUCGAUCAGCUUUAUACGAAUUAAUUAAAAAUGAACAUUUGCAUGCUGUUCUCAAAUGGUCGAGAAAAACACCCGAAUGUAAUAAAGAACUAGAAUUUCGUUAUUCAUUUUCAAAAAUCGAAAUGAUAUUUGCUCAAAAUCGUAGUGAAAAUCAAACAUUAUUGUACGGUAUAGCACGGUCGAUCUAUUACAAACAUCUGUAUAAACAAACACAAUUAUCAUCGUAUAUUGUUAAAACAACUGUUAUGUGGAUGUGUGAAUUAAUGACAUUCGAAGACAAUGGUGAUAAGGUGCAGCUAAUGCAAAAUUCAAGUGGGUUUUAUUUUUCGAUUUAUCGUAGAUAUUCUGAUUCGUUUUGUGGAGCUGAUCACGAAUAUCACCUUUUAGCCUUAAAAAACCUUUUUCUUUAAAAUACCGAGAGGGUCGAAAAAAUCGAAAAAAUGACCUCUAUCGUAGAACUGACUUUUUGAAGUUUUAUUGCAAGAUGGAAGAUUCAAACUAUGCUUUUCUGAAUCAGCGUUGAAAACUGAUUUAGAAAAAAAUUUUCAGUUCAUUUCAAAGGUAAGCACUCGUUCUCCACGGAUGUCCAAACCGACGGGUGUCCGAUGCCGUGUGACUCAUCUUGUAAACCUAUCUAAUUUUUUUUGGUGAAGAGCUAUACCUUUGAUUCAUACACCAUUAGAUCGGCCAAGAGACCAGCUUGAAAAGUACGGAGAGCUUUCUUUUAAAUUCCUUUUCCUCGCUGAGAAAAUCGACUUUUACUGGAAGCAAGAGAAAAUCGGUCACGUUGUUUUUGAGUAACUUUUUCAUUUUCAAUUCAAAUAUAAUAAAAAUAACCUCAAGUAGGUUAAAAAACAUG
Molecule: messenger RNA, 881 nt
Organism: Didymodactylos carnosus
Lineage: Eukaryota; Metazoa; Rotifera; Eurotatoria; Philodinida; Philodinidae
Source: the annotation of a GenBank genome assembly